This is a messenger RNA of Gossypium raimondii (Peruvian cotton), 468 nucleotides long. RefSeq lists its product as uncharacterized. Lineage: Eukaryota; Viridiplantae; Streptophyta; Magnoliopsida; Malvales; Malvaceae. The coding region runs from base 1 to 468 and encodes 155 amino acids. The transcript has a single exon. The record is from RefSeq and is a predicted model, not a curated record.
AUGCAUGAAUUUUGUUCGAUGUUAGAAUAUUGUGAGUUAAGUGACUUGGGCUUCAUUGGUAGAUGGUUCACAUGGGAGAAAGGUAGGUUGGCAUCAAGCAAUAUCAGGAAGAGGCUUGAUAAGGGUGUUGUGAAUAUGGAGUGGUGGAGUCUGUUUCUCGAUUAUGUAGUUAAGUAUUUGCAUCAUUCCAUAUCCGAUAAUUGUCCUCUUUUAAUUGACACAAUGGGAGUUGCUAGACGAAGGCUGAGGACGGGCAGUUAUAAGUUUCGUUUUGAGGCUAACCGGUGUUUGGAAGAAUCUUGUGAGGAGGAGAUCUGGCAUCGAUGGGUAUUAUCUUCUAAUGAUGUGCUGAUUAAGUUAGAAAAACUAGGUGGGCAUCUACAAAGGUGGAGCCAUCACAUUAAAAAGGAUAGAGUGGUGGGGAAACGAAAUUUGGAGGAGCGAUUAUUAGAGCGUUAUGAUCAGUAG